GCCAGGCAGGCCGCGCAUAUUCAUUCACGCACACUGCUACGUAGUUCGUUAAGCGUGUGGCGCGGUCUGCAACUUUUAUUGUUUUUUUUUUCAACUUCUCAACAAGCCAACCUCUUGUUUGGACGUCUUUUACCUGCGUGUGCUUAAAAUUUGUAAACUUUUAGGCAUUUUGUAUGUAAUAGUUAAGAUUUAAUAGUGCUUAUAGAAGUUUUUUAGUAAUAAAAUUCGAAGUGAAAUCUCCGAAGAACCAGCUGUUGUAAUAAACGGCAAUAGCCUCGUUUAAUGUCAACAAAUAAAUAAACAGUGAUCGGGACAAGUUGCGUUCGAAACAAAAAAGUAUUGUGAUGAAUUAUACAAUGGUCUAAACUGGAAAUCCAGGACGAGAAUGGACUUCGUUCAUCGCUAUUGGAACGUGAAUUUCGUAGCGAGAGUGGCGGCUUCACCCACAUAACAUUUAUGAACUAAUAAGAAUACUGUUAUCAAGAUGUGGGGUAUAUACAAAGUGGCAGCUAUUAUUUUCUUCGGUGCCCUCAGUAAAGGCGAACUUCCUGAAGAUGAUUUCAGGAUAAUCAAUAGACAAGACUUGUUGGCGUCUGAUAGUGAUAUCUUUGAAGAUAAGGACGGCAAAUCAUUUUCGCAACUGCUUUUCGAUGUGGCAAGGGACCAGGUGAUAGUGGGCGCGAGGGACACCCUGUAUCGCCUCUCCCUCCGAGGUCUCCGUUCGCUGGAGCGUGCAGAAUGGCCCGCAGCUAGCGACAAAGUGAAGCAAUGUCAAGACAAGGGCCAGACCGAGGAGAACUGCCACAAUUACAUCAAAGUACUGCUUUCAUACGGCCACAAGCUGUUCGCGUGUGGGACCAACGCGUUCAGUCCAGUUUGCAGUUGGAGAGAGAUUGAAUCGUUGAACAUGGUAUCAGAAUGGAUGUCAGGCGUCGCGAACUGCCCCUACAAUCCUGACUCCAACGUGACCGCGAUAUUUGCCAGCAGCGGCGAGUACUAUGCCGGGACACCAACUGACUUCACCAGCUCUGAUACUGCUAUUUGCAGGAGUCAAGGAGCAUCCCCACGAGACUCUAGUAUGCUUCGGACGACGCAGUACGAUCUCAAUUGGCUCAAUGAACCACAAUUUGUGGGUAGUUUCGAAGACGAUUAUUUCGUGUACUUUGUCUUCAGAGAAGUUGCUGUGGAAUACUUAAACUGUGGGAAGAUCAUAUAUUCACGUAUCGCUCGUGUAUGCAAAAAUGAUUCAGGCGGUCACCUGAUGAUGAAAAAUAACUGGAGUACCUUCCUAAAAGCCAGGCUCAAGUGCGCAGUACCCGGAGAUGUACCAUUUUACUAUGACGAAGUACAGAGCGUGGAAUAUUUGUCGCAAGAGAAGAUUCUCGUCGCUGUCUUUACUACGCCUGAUAACAGCAUAGCCGGCAGUGCAGUGUGUAUUUAUAACAUGUCAGACAUACACUUAGCCUUCGAAGGGCCUUACAAAGUAAAGGACUCGCCGAUGUCCACUUGGGAACCGCGGACACCUUCUCGGCAAGCCAGGGAACAUUUCCGUUGUAAUCCAGACACUAGACCCCAUCAAUCCAUUGAGUACCACAAAUACCACUUAAUGCACGAAUCAAUACAGCCUAUAUCCGGCGAGCCCGUAUACAAAGCGACGCCAGAGAGAUUCACACACGUGACCGUCGAUGUUGCCAACACGAAAAAUGUUGCUAAACAACUAGUUGUAUUCGUUGCGACGCAGAAUAAUGACAUUUUAAAACUGGCAAUAUUGCCGAAGUAUGAGGGCGCCUGUGUAGUGGAGAUUUGGAAGAUGAAAGAUAAGAAGGGUGGAUUUGACAUACUGUCGAUGCAGUUCGUAAAAGAUACUAUGUCCCUCUACAUCGGAAGCGACGAAGGCGUGCUGCGCAUAUCUAGCGAGCGCUGCUCCCGAUACAAGACGCGGUCGAGCUGCGUGGGCGCGGCCGACCCGCACUGCGGCUGGGACGACGCGCGCGAGCUGUGCGUCCGCGCGCACGCGCACCUGCACGAGGCGUACUUCUCGCAGAGCACUGCCAGCUGCCCCUCCGUCAGUAUGCCCGUGGCCGGCGGCUGGUCGGCGUGGUCGGCGUGGGAGGCGUGCGUGCAGCACGGCGCGGCGCCCGCGCUGUACGACGGCGCGCCCGACACGUGCGCGUGCCGCACGCGGCGCUGCGACAACCCGCGCCCCGCGGCCGGCGGGGACGCCUGUCGAGGUGCCAGUAUAGAGGUGACCAAUUGCACCGUGCACGGAGGCUGGUCGGCCUGGUCCGCCUGGUCCGAGUGCUCCACCUCCUGCGGUAUCGCUGUGAAGUCCCGCCGACGAUCCUGUACCUCCCCGGAACCUCGCUUUGGAGGUCGUGUGUGCGUCGGUCUAGAUACCCAGGAUAUGUACUGCGCCAAUUUAGCUCCUUGUCCUGACCCCGCCCUGGCGCCCGUGGACGGGUCGUGGUCGGCGUGGGGCGCGUGGUCGGCGUGCGCGGGCGCGGGCUGCGGCGCGGGCGCGGGCGCGCGCGAGCGGCGCCGCUCGUGCGACAGCCCCGCGCCGCAGCACGGCGGCGCCGACUGCGACGGCCCGCGCGCCGAGCGGCAGGCCUGCGACCUGCGCCCGUGCGAGCUCAGGAAGGCCACCGCCUGGACGCCCUGGGUGCAGAUACCUAGUAAUACAUCUGACGGAAGUUAUACUGAAAAGAGAUUCAAGUUUCUGUGCAAGGCGCCGACGCCGGAACAGAUCAGAUUAUCGCUCGCUCGCGAGGAGGAACGCUACUGCAACUCGCGAGGUACGUGCAGCAGCAGUCCGCCCGCAGAGGACGGCGCGUGGGAGGCGUGGGCUCCCUGGGGGGCCUGCUCUGCAGCGUGCGGCGGAGGCCAGCAGGCGCGAACAAGGCGCUGUCGGCAGCCACCUUGCGUAGGGGCCGCAGACAUGCUGCGAGCGUGCAACACGCAUGCGUGUGUCGGCGAAUGGUCAUGCUGGAGUGAGUGGAGCGAAUGUAAUGGCGGCUGUGACAACGGUGUCACCGGUCAUCGAACACGCACGCGAAUGUGUUUGUCCCCUGAGGGUUGCGCAGACGCAGGUGCUGCGUUGGAAAGACGAAUCUGUGUAAACAACUGCGCAGAGUCGGAGGCGGGCUGGGGCGCGUGGGGCGCGUGGGGCGCGUGCGCGGGCGGCGAGCGCGUGCGGCGCCGCAGCUGCGAGGCGGGCGCGUGCGUGGGCGCGCAGCUGCAGGUGGCGCGCUGCGCCGACGACGAGCUGGACAACGAAUUAUACGCAAUGCCGGCAUACAGUCAGAACGUGCAAAUGGCAUCGUUCGUUACGAUGACGGACAAUGAGUCCCUCAGUAUCGGCGGCAUUGUAGGAUGUGUUGUCGCUGCUUUUGUUAUGGGCUGCCUAGUCUGCUUGGCCGGAGUAGUAUUCUGUCACCGGCGGGGCUGCCUACCGUGGAGCCGACAGCCACGUGUACCCUCUAGCCCUCACUACAUCACCGCUAAACAGAACAGCUACGUCACUGUGCCAUUGAAGGAAGUGCCACGAAAAGCGAAACGGCAACCAUCGUUUACGGGCAUCGGUAACUCAAGCGGCAUACUUCUUUCGAAGAGUAACAACAUUUCCAACGCAAAUCACAACAACCCCAUGACGACCCCUAAACUGUACCCUAAAGCUAUAGCCAACGAGUAUGACUCUAUGGGUACUCUACGAAGACACUCAAAUCAGCCGAACAACAAGACCAACAUUGAUGUUGAAGAGGACAAAUUCUAUUGAACAUAACGACACUGUUGUCUGUAGGACCGGAUUUACAGGGCUUGAGGCCUCGGGGCCACAGGCGUGGAGGCUCUGGAGCAACAGAGGAGUGGAGGCCUUAAUUUUUAUUUUACAAAUUAAGUUAAACAUUUUCAUUUGUCAGAAUUAUGUGAAUCUCGCCCCUCUCCUGUGGAGGCCUCUGGGCAGUUACCCCGGUUGCCGUCCCCUAAAUCCGGCCCUGGUUGUCUGGAUCUCAUGUAAGCUAUGACGCUCUAAAUAUUGACAUUGAAAAGGGCGUUCAUUUUCAUAGACAGUCAGAGAUAAUUACGUUUCGAAUAAGUCUCUGAGAAGUUUCAUUACAAAGACUUUUUUUAAGUCAGCUUAAAGGUAUUUUUGAUCCAUAACUAUCGAACUUUAUCUUAACGACAUCGUUCCCUAAAUUAAGUUAAAAGUAAAAGGUGAAUAAAAUUGGCUUUGGCUAAUUAACUUGGCGGUUAGAAAUUAUCUUUUAAAAUUGUGAAACUAUUUGAUGGUUAUUCCAAUGAUCCUUAAAAUAUAAUAGGUAUUAAACGAAAUGUUCAAAUCAAUAAUACAUUUUGAAAUUUUAGGGCAAUAAUGUUUUUACAAAUUUGUGUGAUAGAAAUGUUUGGAAUUUUUAUCG
Molecule: messenger RNA, 4415 nt
Organism: Vanessa tameamea
Lineage: Eukaryota; Metazoa; Arthropoda; Insecta; Lepidoptera; Nymphalidae
Gene: Sema5c
Product: Semaphorin 5c
Exons: 20
Coding region: 485-3775 (1096 amino acids)
Biological process (GO): semaphorin-plexin signaling pathway; positive regulation of cell migration; axon guidance
Molecular function (GO): chemorepellent activity; semaphorin receptor binding
Source: RefSeq, a predicted model, not a curated record